Messenger RNA from Owenia fusiformis, 1635 nucleotides. NCBI's taxonomy places the organism in Eukaryota, Metazoa, Annelida, Polychaeta, Sabellida, Oweniidae. The record is from the annotation of a GenBank genome assembly.
AGAGAGAAUCCGGUAGAUUCAAAUUCAAUUUAGGCGAAGAGUGUUUGAUUUGUUGAUACGGCGUUUAUAUGUAAUAUGUCCAGUGAUAUAUAAACCACGGAGGAUGCGAGGGGUGGCCUACUUCCCUAGAAGUGCGGUCGCACCCAUCGCAUCCCCCCAUCUGACGGCCCUGAAUGCUCCGUGUGAGAAUUGAACCCAGGACCCUUGGAUCCAAACACGGAUAAUGGGAAGUUCUCCCAUAUUGAUAGAUCUAUUGCAAAGUCCAUGAUAUACUGAAUACUCCAGAAAGAUGGCCACAAGAUGGGGUAUCUGCACAACUGGGAAAAUAAGUAGUGAUUUUGGGAGGGCUGUUCAAUUGUUGCCCAGAGCUGAUCAUGAAAUUGUUGGUGUAGCAGCACGGAAGAUUGAAGAUGCAGAAAAGUUUAUUGAAACUUUAAGCUUGAAGAGUGCAAAAGCAUAUGGCUCAUACAAGGCAAUGGCUGAGGACAGUAAUGUUGAGGUUGUCUAUAUUGGGUCCAUACACACCUACCAUUGUGAGCUGACCAAGCUGUUUCUGAACCAUGGAAAACAUGUCCUGUGUGAAAAGCCAUCUGCCAUUAACUCCAAACAGCUUGAUGAGAUGCUUACUCUGGCAAAAGAGAAGAAACUGUUUUUCAUGGAGGGUUUAUGGAGCAGAUUUUUCCCUGCAUAUGUUGAGAUGAGGAAACAGAUAAGGGCUGGGGCUAUAGGAGAUGUGAGAUACACAAGUACACAGUUUGGAUUUCCGCUGGAUGGUGUUCCUCGGAUGGCAAAGAAAUCAAUGGGUGGUGGCUCAUUGUUAGACCUUGGAAUCUAUCCACUUCACUGCACCAGUUUUGUGUUUGAGGGUGAAAAGCCCGAGAGGAUAGUUGCCUCUGCAGUCAUGACUGAUGAUGAUGUGGACCAGACUACACUUACUACAAUACACUACAGCGGGGGCAGAACUGCCCAGACAGCCUGUAAUAUGAAUGUAACCCUGCCUAACAGAGCCAUUAUCUGUGGAACCAAAGGUAUCAUUGAGCUGAAAGAACUGUUCUGGUGCCCAACUCAAGUGACAAUCAAUGGAGAGACUAAACAUUUUGAGCUAGAGUCGGAGGGCUUCAACUUCCACAACAGUGCAGGUUUGAAGUAUGAAGCACAAGCUGUUAGGGAGAGCCUACUUAAAGGUGAACUAGAGAAUAGUGUUGCCUCACAUGCUGAAUCUAGGCUUCUUAUGUCAUCAUUGGAUCAGAUCAGAAAGCAAACAGGCGUGGUCUACGCAGUAGAUUUGGAAUAGAUUGACAGGCACAGCCUACUAUGCUUAUUUGGAGUUGAUUGACAGCCACAAUUGAUAGGCUUAAUAAAAGGCCUUGAACAGUUCAAAUGCAAUGUGCAAUGUACAAUCUUACAAUUAUUGAGUCUAGAGCAUAUUCUCCAUGAUUCAUCAGUGAAAUUCCGAUAAAGUAACACUUUACAAACUAGAUGGCCGGUCUCCCUUUCUUUUCUACCAAGUUUUAUACAUAUAUUAGAAUAUAUCCAUGAAUAUUUCAGCCAAUCAGAACAUAGUAUACAAUACAAGUUGUUGUUUUUUUAUUACAUAAAAUCUUUUGUUAUGUGUGAAAAGAAUUUAAACACAAU